Molecule: messenger RNA, 501 nt
Organism: Cylicocyclus nassatus
Lineage: Eukaryota; Metazoa; Nematoda; Chromadorea; Rhabditida; Strongylidae
Source: the annotation of a GenBank genome assembly
AGCGACAUAUGGGUCUCACCUCUACUCCCCCAGAAACUCAUCAGCUACCAGCCGCCGCAGUCGACACUUUACGUGUGCGCAAGUCGAGAAUGCAGUCAUCGUCAAAGGCUUUCCUCUUUUCGAUGCUUGUCGUGCUCGUUCUCGCCGCCUUCAUUCCAUCCAAGGUUGAGGCACAAGAAUUUCGACCUAUUCUUAUGAAUCGAAGGGAUCUGCUUCCAUACGGCGACAUCGUUUCCGAGUUGAAAGGAAAAACUUUGGGAGGACGCAUGAGGUUCGGCAAACGAUCCAUGGGUCCUUACCAACCCAUACCAUUCGAGACACUGGAGGCCUACGAUCGUCAGCAACAAGCCUAAACGUCAUUCCGAAGGUCGCUUCAACUCCAUCACAUUGUUGCCACACCUCAUGCCUGGUUAUUAUGGUAUUCAACUCAGAUCUCUCUCCCCUAGUCAGUUUGUUGUCGUUUCUGAGCUCCGAACUUUGAGUUCUGAAGGUGAAUGAAGG